Messenger RNA from Ruditapes philippinarum (Manila clam), 1031 nucleotides. RefSeq names its product protein C10-like. Bases 56 to 409 code for a protein of 117 amino acids. The record is from RefSeq and is a predicted model, not a curated record. Lineage: Eukaryota; Metazoa; Mollusca; Bivalvia; Venerida; Veneridae. Gene Ontology annotation, biological process: post-embryonic development. The transcript is spliced from 3 exons.
UUUACAUCUUUGUCACGGAAAGGACGGAAAGGAACGGAAUUUAUCAGCGUUAGUAAUGGCGGCCUCCAUGCAACAUUUUUCUCUACAAGAUUGUAAAGGAGCACUGCAAGAAAUUCUCUUUGCAUUUCGGGAACCAGGCAAUGUGAGGCGACUGGACGAAGCCAGGGACCAUGCUGGUAAUGACAUGUUAAGAGCAAUGCAGACAGUGUUCCCUGUAGCUUCACAAAUACAGAUGGAGGUUAUAGAAAAAUAUGGAUUCCCUUCAGAUGGUGAUGGGGUUAUACGAUUCACACAGGCAGUAAAGGUAUAUGAGAAACAAGACCAGGAUGUUGCCCAACUUAACAGCCAGCUUCGUGCCAUACUGAUUCCACCUAUAGCUGCACAUGGUCCUAGCACUAACGGGUCGUGACGGAAACCAGCUAAGGAAUAAUUUGUCAUUGUAAAUAACUCAUUUUCCAAAUGAUGAAGAAAAUCAAAUGUUAAACACUGGAUGUCAAGCUGUGCUUGCUUUCAUUCAAAGUGCUUUUAUACAGAAAAUUGUCAUUACAUUUUUUUGUACACAUAUAAUUAUGUUUUAUAUGCAAAUUGUGUUGUGAAUGUGAUAUUCUUAUAUACACUAUAAGUAGUUGUCUCUGUUAACAGUGUGAACAGUGUGAAAAACAACAUUUGUAGAAACGUUAUUUUCAUCUAAUUCAAUGUAAGUUAAGUUAAGAAUAAUAAUGUAGUAAUAGUCAAAAUGAUCAGAUCAAGUUAAAGAAUUCUUGUUUUUAGUUCACGAGCCACCAUAUUUAAAGGUAAUACAUGAAUUUGUAUGAUUCAAUCAUUGAAAAAAAUUUCAUCAGAAUCUUGUAGUAGCAAAAAAAUGGAAUAUUUUAAAAAUAUCACAUUAGUAGUGUAUAUGAACACUUGCAUACAUAAAAUACAGGCACUUGUAUCAGCUUUUAUGUUUGGAAAAUGUUCAUUAAAAAAACCAUUUGGAACGAAAAAUAUGGAGCAGUUGGAAAAUAUUUGGCAAUCAAUAAAGAUAGUAA